Trematosphaeria pertusa is the source of this 1384-nucleotide messenger RNA. RefSeq lists its product as uncharacterized. The record is from RefSeq and is a predicted model, not a curated record. The transcript is spliced from 5 exons. The coding region runs from base 201 to 1262 and encodes 353 amino acids. NCBI's taxonomy places the organism in Eukaryota, Fungi, Ascomycota, Dothideomycetes, Pleosporales, Trematosphaeriaceae.
GUUUGUCACGACACCAGCCCCUCCUCCUACCCUCGCGCGACGCGUCUCGGCCUCUGCUUCAUUAUUUGCCCUUUGCCCUGCCCGAGCAGGCGCUGACUACAACAACACCACGUCGUGACAACCCCGCGGGCUGAGUCCUUAGCACCCACACCCUCCCUUCUACGCAUGCGCGACACACCAGCGGUCACACUCUAGAAGACAUGGCAUCGAGCCUUGCAGAGGCCGCACAGGGCCAAUAUCCAGCGGAGGAGGUUACGGAACUUGAGGAGCGGGAUGAGGAGAAUGCUGAGCAGGAAGACUACACUGACGACGAGGGCGAGGGCGAGGGCGAGGAGGGAAUACCUAUUGCUAAUCUGAAAGCUGCUCGCCCUCCCGCGUUCCGCUGCCACUCAAUAAGUUCCAACGGUGCCCAGCCGUUCAAGUUCAGAGUCUCCCUAACUCGCUCUUCCCGCCGUGCUGGUCGGCCUCGAUGGGCAAUCCUCCCGCGUCUCAACUCGGAAUGCAUCGCGCCCCGUACGUUCGUCAGAAUCGGCUCCUUUGUGAACAUUGUGAGCAUUGUCGAUGGCGCCCGCCAGGUGGAUCCCGCCCUAGUCCUGGAGAUGCGAGAGCUCGAGGGAAUGACGUGGCUCCACAUUGCGUGGACGUACGAUAUUGACGAACGCACGUGCUUUCGUCGCACACGCAAGUUGUGGCUUUGGAGACCGUCUCUAGCCUCUGCACAGGGGAAAUGGUGGUCUCCGACUGGGUCCUCACCCUCUCAGGCCGCACCGGCUGCUGCGUCACCGCAUGCAGGGCUAACCGUGCUGGCUGCGACCUCAGCGUUGCUCUCCGCCAACACAACCAAUUGCCGCGCAGCCAGUGAGAGAAAAGAGGCGCAUCCUGUGGUGGUAUGGUGGUGUGGCUGUUGCGGGGUCUUCACACUCCUGCGACGGCUUGCGGUUUGGCAGAUGACGGAAGGAUGUAGCUGUGGCAGAUGUGGCGGAGACAAAAUAUCACGGGAGUCUAUGCUUAGGUUGCGCUAUCGGGUCUAUGACAAUUCUUUUCUUUUCCCCAUUAAAUCGCCCGGCGGGCCCUACCUCCCGCUCCCAUCCCAACGACAAAAGGCCUUUCAGAACCAGACCGAAAUGCGCACUCGCGAAUUCUGCUCAAAAUGGCUCCAUGACUCCUGUCUCGCGAAAAAUGCCGUCAUUGAGCAUGCAAAUCAUCGCCUACCCAAAGGAAGAGACAGCAGCGAAGCCCCGCUUGACCUUAUCACAUACUAGGGGCAACGAUGCGAGGGAGUAUGAACGACUUUAAUAGUCGUGUUCCUUCGCGUUCCAGUACAUGUAAUAAUAAAAAGGGUUAGGUUACCGAACCACAAGACUGUCUACAUAUGGGCCUAACC